CUUGACAAGGAGUAGUCAGUCAAUAUAAGUGAUUUUCAACAACUGGAAGAUACAAGUAGAUAGGACGAGCCUUGUCAAAUAUGAACAACUCCUAGUAUAUGCAUUCCAUAUGAAUCAUCCUGGUGGGAUGUAUCGUUUUGUCUUCUGCUAGUAAACUAUCCCAGAUGGAAUGCCAGCCAUGAGAGAUAAAUAAACGUUUUCUUGUCACCCUUUAUUCAUAUCAAAUUAUCUCAGUCAUGUUGAAUGAGGCAAAAUCUGUAUAAAGUUCCAAAAACAGAUUUUUCAAGUAAAACACUGCAGUCUGCCGUGAUACUGAUCAUGCAGUUGCAUCCUCGAGACACAUUUGUUUUACUGUAUCUUGAACAGUAACAGAAUUGCAUUCUUGCAUACAACAAUAGAUGUGUUAUAUCAUGAAUCUUAGACCUAAAUUAUUUGCUUUCUCUCUAAUAAAGAGAUUCUCCACUCAAGUUCAGACAAAGGCUGCUUCAUUGAUUAUCUCAAAACAUUGUAUGCCAGAGCCUGAGUAUAAUAUUGAAUAUUUGUGUAAUGAGAAAAACAGAGAUGCAAUUCUUAACAAUAUCAUGAAAAGAAAGGGUGUUGGUGAUAUAGAUAAAGUUCUUGAACUUUCUAAGAAGUUAGAUUCAAAGAACGAGCUCCUUUUAGAAUUGAGCAAAAUUCCAAACUGCACAGAUCCCCAGGUGUUGGAAUAUGGUGACGAACCUCAGAUACUGAAAAUCUCUGGAUCGGAAAGAAAGUUUGACUUCAAACCACAGGAAUUCUCAGUACUUGCAGGAAAGCUCAAAUUGUUAAGAACUGAAAAUUUAGGACCUUUUGCAGGACACAAAAGUUACAUAUUAUUAGGAGAUUUAGCAGAACUGGAACAAGCCUUAAUUCAUUACAGCAUAAGAAAAUUAAUGGUGUCUGGUUUCAAACUUGUAUCCGUACCUGAUAUUCUGCCUACAGCAGUUAUAGAACGAUGUGGCCUGAUCGUUAAUAAUGAAAGAACCUUAGUCUAUACCCUAGAUCCAUGUUAUGGAGAUAAAUUGGGUCUUUCUGGUACGGCUGAAAUGUCUUUAGCAAAUAAGCUAACUAAUACUGUUCUGUCACAAGAAAAGUUACCCCUAAAAUUAGCAGCAGUGAGUAGAUGCUUCAGAGCAGAGACAUCAAAAGCAGCCGAGGAGAGAGGAAUAUAUAGAGUUCAUCAAUUUACAAAGGUUGAAAUGUUCGCCUGUUCCGAACAAGAGAAAUCCUCAGAUUUCUUAUCCGAGAUACAGUCCAUUCAGGAGGAUAUGUUUACUGAUUUGAACUUGCACUUUAAAGUGUUGGAUAUGCCACCAUAUGAACUAGGAGCUCCAGCGUACAGGAAACUAGAUAUCGAGGGCUGGAUGCCAGGACGAGGAAUAUUUGGUGAACUGUCCAGUUGCAGCAAUUGUACUGAUUAUCAAUCGAGGCGUUUAAAUAUUAAAUACAAAACAAAAAAUGGUGAAACAAUGCACGUGCAUACGCUUAACGGAACCGCGUGUGCGAUACCACGAAUGUUAAUAGCAAUUUGUGAAACGCAUCAGACCAAAGAUGGUAAUAUUAAAGUGCCCUCGAAACUCGUCCCAUACAUGAAGGGUAAAACGAUUAUAGAGAAACAACCGAUUGCUGACACGCGAACUUACAAAUAUAAACCAAAAAUAAAUUGAAUAAGAAAAAUA
Messenger RNA from Cephus cinctus (wheat stem sawfly), 1700 nucleotides. It is a transcript of the gene SerRS-m, whose product is annotated as serine--tRNA ligase, mitochondrial. Lineage: Eukaryota; Metazoa; Arthropoda; Insecta; Hymenoptera; Cephidae. The transcript has 5 exons. Gene Ontology annotation, biological process: mitochondrial seryl-tRNA aminoacylation. The coding region runs from base 399 to 1688 and encodes 429 amino acids. The record is from RefSeq and is a predicted model, not a curated record. Gene Ontology annotation, cellular component: mitochondrion. Gene Ontology annotation, molecular function: ATP binding; tRNA binding; serine-tRNA ligase activity.